Molecule: messenger RNA, 936 nt
Organism: Galeopterus variegatus (Sunda flying lemur)
Lineage: Eukaryota; Metazoa; Chordata; Mammalia; Dermoptera; Cynocephalidae
Gene: NTMT1
Product: N-terminal Xaa-Pro-Lys N-methyltransferase 1
Exons: 4
Coding region: 135-806 (223 amino acids)
Cellular component (GO): cytoplasm
Molecular function (GO): N-terminal protein N-methyltransferase activity
Source: RefSeq, a predicted model, not a curated record
AGUCCCCCACGCCGGUCCCCAGGCCGGGGCAAGUCCCUUUCUCUCUGAACCACAGUUUCCCCUCUGAGGAACGGGGGAGAGGCGCCGUUGCCGAGUGUGGUGCUUGAGUGCAGACGUGGCUGGUGGCAGGCAGCAUGACGAGCGAGGUGAUCGAAGAUGAGAAGCAGUUCUAUUCGAAGGCCAAGACGUACUGGAAGCACAUCCCGGCCACAGUGGACGGCAUGCUUGGGGGGUACGGCCACAUCUCCAGCAUCGACAUCAGCAGCUCCCGGAAGUUCCUGCAGAGGUUUCUGAGGGAAGGCCCGAACAAGACAGGAACUUCCUGUGCCCUGGACUGUGGAGCUGGCAUUGGCAGGAUCACCAAGCGGCUGCUGCUGCCACUCUUCAGAGUGGUGGACAUGGUUGACAUGACAGAGGACUUUCUGGUUAAAGCCAAGACCUACCUGGGGGAGGAGGGCAAGAGGGUGAGGAACUACUACUGUUGUGGUCUCCAGGACUUCAGCCCGGAGCCGGACUCUUACGACGUGAUCUGGAUCCAGUGGGUGAUAGGCCACCUAACUGAUCAGCACCUGGCUGAGUUCCUGCGGCGCUGCAAAGGGGGUCUCCGUCCCAAUGGCAUCAUCGUCAUCAAAGACAACAUGGCCCAGGAAGGUGUGAUCCUGGACGAUGUAGACAGCAGCGUGUGCCGGGACCUCGAGGUGGUCCGCAGGAUCAUCCGCAGCGCAGGCCUCAGCCUCCUGGCCGAGGAGAGGCAGGAGAACCUCCCUGAUGAGAUCUACCACGUCUACAGCUUUGCCCUGAGAUGAGCCAGGGCUGUCAGAAGAAACUGAGGGACCAGAGCUGGGGUGGGGGGAGCCAGCAGUUUACGAGAUCCAGGCUCCACGUUGAUGGUUUGGGAGUGUUGAGAGGUCACUAAAUAUACCUGUUCACUCACUA